This is a messenger RNA of Humulus lupulus (European hop), 1401 nucleotides long. Its product is annotated as LOB domain-containing protein 18. Gene Ontology annotation, cellular component: nucleus. Lineage: Eukaryota; Viridiplantae; Streptophyta; Magnoliopsida; Rosales; Cannabaceae. The transcript is spliced from 2 exons. The coding region runs from base 505 to 1230 and encodes 241 amino acids. The record is from RefSeq and is a predicted model, not a curated record. Gene Ontology annotation, biological process: positive regulation of DNA-templated transcription; hormone-mediated signaling pathway.
GGAGUUUUGCUAGGAGGAAUUCGUAAAGAGAUAUAUAUCAUAAACGAAAACAAAAAAAGAGAGAGAGAGUGUGAAGAAAAGCACAGAUCGAUUGUGUGAGAGAGAUCACAAUUGUUAGGGCUUAUCCCAUGUUUGCUUCACGCAAACAGCUAAAUGUGGAUAUUAUUAAGCCUUUUGCUCUCUCGCGUGGCUUUAAAGACUCUUCUUUCUUUCUUAGCUAGCAUUUUAAUCGACCCACUUAAUUCCCCAUUUGAAAAAAAUAUAUAUAAAAAUAAAAAUAUAAUAUAAUAAAAUAAAAACCACCAUCAUCUACCAAACCAGAAAACCCCACACCCUUUUCUCUCCUGAUCCUCCUCAAGUAUAUACCCACCAAGAAACAAAAAAAACCCUAGCUUUAUCUUUUAUUUUUUGUUUUGGUUUCUGAAGUACAUACUAGUUAGUGGUAUAUAUCAAAGAAGAUCAUCAUUCAGGGAAAAGGGUCGGGAUUAAAAAGAUAAUCAAGACAUGAACGCGAACCCUAGUAGUAGUACAAGCAGCGGCGGAGGAGGUGGAAACAGUGGGAGUGGGAGUGGGAGUAGUGGCGGUGGACCUUGCGGCGCGUGUAAGUUCCUUCGGCGGAAGUGCGUGGCGGGUUGCAUAUUCGCGCCGUAUUUCGAUUCCGAGCAAGGCGCGGCCCAUUUCGCGGCGGUCCAUAAGGUGUUCGGAGCCAGUAACGUGUCCAAACUUCUUCUACAUAUCCCGGUCCACAAAAGGCUCGACGCCGUCGUCACGGUCUGUUACGAGGCACAAGCCCGUCUUAGAGACCCUGUUUACGGUUGUGUUGCUCAUAUUUUUGCUCUACAACAACAGGUGGUGAGUUUACAAACGGAGUUAUCCUACUUACAAGCCCAUCUAGCAACAUUGGAGCUUCCAUCACCGCCACCAGCUCCACCGCAUCAACCAACACUCAUAUCCCCUCCACCACUCACAAUCUCAGACCUUCCCUCAGCCUCCACCGUGCCCGCCACUUAUGAUCUUUCGACGCUUUUCGAACCCAUUGUGCAACCUUGGCCCAUGCAGCAGCGGCCACUGGAUCCACGCCAAUUUGGGGGCGCCACUGGUGGCGGUGGCAGCAGUGGUGAUCUUCAAGCUUUGGCUCGUGAACUUCUCCAUAGACACGGUUCACCACCACAUGGGUCUGUGCCAUGUUCAGAUCAUGGCAUUUCACAAUCUCCAUCUCUUUCAAAAUGAGACUCUUGACGGUUGAUGAACUAAUACACAAAACUGCUUGCCUGAGGUUCCUUGUUGGUCAGAUACUUUAGAACACUUGAAAUUUUAGGGUUUUUUCUUUUUUCAAGGGCAAGUGACGUUAAUAACUGAUCCAUAUUUAUAUAUUUUUUUAUAUCUUAUUUUUCUUUUGUU